ACGCCGCACAAAGCGCCUUCGAGUGGAGAAACUCCGAGGCGUGGCACCGUCGGGCGGAAAUGAGCCGAAGGUGCCGGCAUCAAAGCAUACCACAUGCCUCUGCUGUGGCUUUGUUCGUCUGCCUCUUGGUCGCCGCGGGGGCAGAGCCACAGCAUUACGAUGGUGAAACAAGGAGAGAAGACGACGUGGCGGUGCGGCUGGCGCGCUUCGUCGAAAGCUUGUACGAAGAUCUAGAAGAAGCAGCCCAAACAAAUGUCGCCAAGCCUUUUCCAUCGCACGAAGCUUUUCACGAGUUCCACAAUCAACCAGUUCGACCCUUUCAGCAAGGAAGGUCACCAGGGAGCGGAGGGGCUGCAUCGCCUCCACCAACGAGGCCGCCACCAGGAUCAUCCGGUCAGCCGGUGGCUCCUCCUGGCGCAACCACACCUCCACGGAGACCACCAGGAACUGCUUUAUUCGGAGAACCAUUCGAGCCACCAAACGAGCCUCAGAAACCCCCUGCGCCAUCCAGGGGAACAGGAGGGUAUGGAAGGCCUGAGGGACCCCUUCUUCCACCCAGUAAUGUGCUCGAGCCAGAAAUUGUUGGUCCCGUUCUAGAGUACGAACCACCUGACCUACCUCAAAGGCCACCAGUAUUCAGCGGUUAUCCUAUCAACACUAUUGACUUGCCGCCAGCUCCUCCGCGGCAGCCACCCAAACCAAGGCCCUCACCGCCACCUGCAGCGCCUCAACCACCAAAAUUUGUUGGUGUUCUCAUUCCCGCGGAUAAGACACCUGUUUUGCCACAACCUCCAUUUCCACCAUCAGGACCACCCGCGCCUAGGCCACCAACUUCAAGGCCUCCGGCUCCAAGGCCACCACCGUCUCCAAGACCACCCGCGCCCCGGCCACCAGCUCCCAGGCCACCAGCACCCGGCACAAGCCGUGUUCCUCCAACGCCACCUCCACCAUUCGCUAGGCCACCAUCAGGAGUGGGUGGUAUCUCAUUCGAUGUGCAAACUGGAGUGUCGAAGCCCGGGCCAGGGCAACCACCUGUAACUCCUGGUCCACCAGAGGAUGGUUUUGGAUAUGGACCCCCAAGGCGCCCUCCUCCUUCUCUUUCACGACCUGGCCUCAGUCCCUUACCUCAGCCACCUAGGUUUCCGGCAGGCCCUCAACCUGGGGCUGCGCCUCCCAGGCCACCGUCUUUGCCACGCCCCCAGGCACCGCCACCAUUCCCUCUUCCCCGACCUCCUGGUCCUCCACCCUCUCCUCCUCGUGGUGUUGCCUUGUUUCCUGAAGGAAGACCUCCACCUGCAGCUCCUCAGCCACCUAGGCCAGGUGGCUUUCUGAUUCCGGGGACCCCACCACCACCGGCACCCCCUCAAUUUCCGGCACCAUCACCACCACCAGGCUUCUUUCAACCAGGAGUGGGUCCCACGACGCCGGGGCCUCCCAGACCAGUAACAUCUGGUGGGCCUGCUCCCCCUGGAACAGCCAGACCACCAUCACCACAACGUGGACCAGUCACUGGUGGACGGAAGCCUUCUGACAUACCUCAUCACAAGUUCCACGAAUUCCUUGUCACAGGACCCAAAGCACCUAGACCUGGAGGCGCACUAUUCCCUGGAGCGGGUGUGCCAGGACAGAGACCAACAGGACAACAACCAAGACCGCCUUCACCAACACUGGGAGGGCCAUUCAUCCCUCCGUCUCCGCCAACCUUUCCCAUAGCAGCACCACCAAGGCCAGGCGCUCCUCCACAGGGACCUCCUCCCCCAGGAGCUGGUCGUCCACUGGUGCCACCAUCUCCACCAGGCUUUCCCACUCCACUUCCUCCUAGACAAGCUCCUCCUUCACUGGGGCCUGGUCGCCCACCAUCUCCUCCAAGCUACCCCGUGCCAGCACCUCCCAGACCUGGAGGACCUCCACUGGGACCACCACUAGGGCCACCUCCACCAGGACCAGGUCGUCCACUGAGGCCACCGUCCACACCAGGAUUCCCCUCACCUGCACCACCACGACCAAGCAGUCCACCAUCAGGGCCUGGACGUCCACAACGGCCACCAAGGCCACCUCCAAGCUAUCCAGCACCAGCGCCCCCAAGACCAGCUGGUCCUCCACUCGGACCACCACCACAAGGUCCGCCGCCACCAGGGCCUGGCCGUCCACUAAGGCCGCCAUCACCACCAGAUUUCCCAAUACCCGCUCCACCGAGGCCAGGAGCCCCACCGCCAGGGCCUGGUCGCCCGUCAAGGCCACCGACACCACCAGGAUUUCUGUCACCACCAUCACCACCGAGGGGACCCCCGCCACCUCGACAACCACUUCCAGCUGGUCCACCACCCACUCCUCCAGCAUUGCCGGAAACACCCGGCUACCCCUCACCGCCAGCUCGGCCACGUCCAAGCCCACGGCCUGGAGUAGCACUUUAUCCUGAGGGAAGGCUACCAGAGAGGCCACCAUCAGGCUUUGGGAGGUUUCCUGCUUCGCCUGGUAGAGGGCCACCCCCAGGGGGACCAGGAGCAUUCCCCACACCAGGUAUAGCUCCAACCCCUGGAGGAUUCCCAAGACCUACUCCAAGGCCAGUACCAUCACCAGCUCCCCCACGGCCUCCCUCCUUCCCAACACCAGGGCCUGGACCAUUUCCAGCUAUUCCAAGUGGCCCUCCGAGGCCACCUACUAUAAGACCCACACUACCACCAACGCAACCGCCUCGACAACCACAACCCCCAGCAUUUCAACCGGGACCAUUUCCUGGACCACCAACAUUCGAGGACGAAUUUCCAGAAACUCCCGGAUAUGGCUCAAAACCAUCCAGAAAACGACCACCACCUCCACCAGCUAGGGGGACAGCCAUAUUUGGUGAGCCUGGCAUACCUUCUCCCCCUCGAAGACCACCAUCGCCACCUUCACCACGGCCUCCCACCCCGCCGCUGGGGCCGAUAACCCCAAAACCACCUCCUGGUGGUCCAGCUAUAACACAGCAAAUACCACGACCAGGGCCCCCUGCACCCGUUCCAGGGCCUUUCCCACCGCGAACACAGCCACCACCUGGUUCACCUAGCAUACCUGGAAUUCCACCACAGAUACCUAGGCCACCAUCACCACAGCGGGUACCCGGACCACCAGUGCAACGUCCACCAUCACCUCCGCAACCUGGUGGAAGACCAAAACCAUCUGUUCAUGACAUUCCACACCACAAAUUCCAUGAAUUUUUAGCUCAACCAGUCAAACCUGGUUCUGGAGCAGGGCGAGUUCCUGGUAUUGGUGGUUACCCCUCCCAACCACCUAAGCCUCCAUCGGCAGGAGCCGCUUUGUUUCCGCAAGGACCACCACCGGGACCUCCACUUCGCUCUCCAGGAUCUCCAGCCCCACAAGCUCCACCACCACCUAGGUUUCCUGGACCACCUCCUCCACAACCAUCACUUCCACCACAAAGGCCUCCACAGCUACCAUUUCCUCCUGGUUCCCAAGUACGACCCCCUGUGCCUGGAGGUUCACCCUCACCACCUAGACCUCCAACACCCUUUCCCCCACCACCCCAAAGACCACAACCUGCGUUCCCUUCACCACCAGCACCCCAAAGACCCCCACCAGGUGUAGAUCUAUUCCCUGAUACCCCAUCCUAUGGAGGCAGACCUGCAAGACCUAGACCAAGACCUCCUCCUCCCACUUCUCUGGCCCCUCCGCCAGUUCCAAGGCCCCAACAACCACCCAGAUUCCCCCAACCCGGCCAGCAGCAACAGCCAUUUCCAAGUCCGAGGCCUCCAAUCGGCCCCUCUCCUCCUUCGCCCAGGCCUCCAGUACCAGCACCAUCACCCCCUGCACCGCGUCCACCACCACAACCUCGACCUGGUCAGCGACCUGCCCUUGCUCCACCAGGACUGAGACCAUAUCCAGGCCCCCCACCUAUACGACCAACCCCAGCACCACAACCCAGGCCAUUCCCUGGUCCGUCUCCUGUGCAACCGUUCCCUGGACCACCUCCCCCAGUAGCCCCGACUCCAGGACCAACCUUUGCACCAAGACCACCACCAGGCCCACGGCCAAGCCCAGGUCCACGACCAACUCCAGCUCCAACUCCAUUUGUGUCACCCCCUGGGUCCGGUGGUGCUGAAUUCCCUGAAGCACCUGGUUAUGGGGCAAGACGCCCACGUCCAAGGCCACCACCAGGCGUAGCCUUGUAUCCUGAAGGCGUAACGCCCUCUAGGCCCCCUCUAGGCCCAGGUUUCCGCCCUGGACCUACACCAAAAGGACCACAACCUCGACCACCAACACCCACUGGUCAACCGCCCUUUCCGAUACCAGGGACUCCUCCAAGACCACCAGCACCUCCAAGACAACCAGCUCCUCCAACACCUUCAAGACCCGGUACACCAUCCCCACCACCUUUCGGGCCUCCUACCUCAGGUCAGUUCCCUCAGCCUCGGCCACCCUCCCCACCAGGAUCAUCGCGACCAACUCAACCAGGGCGUCCAGGAGGCCAAAGACCUUCUGUUUCUGAUAUACCCCAUUCGAAAUUCCAUGAAUUUCAUCAGCAACCUAUCAGACCACAAGUAGGAGGUAGACCUCGCCCUGGACCUUCACCUCCAACUCCUGGAGUUGCUUUAUAUCCUGAACCUGGACCAGCAAGGCCAACAGGACCACCACGAUUUCCAUCGCCACCAACACCAGCCCAACCUUUCCCAUCUCCCAGACCUCCAGGGCCACCGGAACAACCAAGACCUCCUCUUCGUCCUACACCAGCACCUAGGCCUCCAGCAUACGUACCUCCAGCACAGCCACGUCCUCCACAAUUUCCAGAACCUCCCGGGCCAGUGCCUGCACCGCCUCGCCCAGUACCGAGACCACCUGGACCCCCACGGCCUUCUCCGCCAACCAGGCCUCCUUCACCUAGGCCACCAGCAUAUCUACCUCCUGAAUCAUCUCCAACGCCGAGACCUCCUUCACCUGCACCUCCUACACAACGACCACCUGCACCACAGCGACCAGUGCCUUCACCUAGGCCACCAGCAUAUCUGCCACCUCAACCAUCUCCUGUACCGAGACCUCCCUCACCUUUGCCUCCUGCACCACGGCCACCUGCACCACCCAGACCAUCUCCAUUACCAAGACCACCAUCACCUGCCCCUCCGUCUUCCCGUCAGCCUCAACUACCACGACCAACGCCAGCACCAAGACCUCCAUCACCUCUGCCUCCAGCUGCACGGCCACCUCCACCACCACGACCAGCUCCAACCCCAGGGCCACCAGCUUUUGUACCACCUGGCCCAACUAGCCAAAGGCCGCUACCACCAUCUCCAAGGCCGCCUUACGGACCCCCGCAAUUUCCAAGUUCCACUCCUGUACCAUUCCCUCCAAGGCCCCCAGCUCCUACUGGACCAUCGCGCAUACCACCUCCUUCUCCCCCAUCUCCAGGAUUUGUGACACCGCCCCCCUACAGGCCUUCUCGUCCAGCAUCCCCACAAAUACCACAAGGUCCGGGAGGUACGAGAGUCCCACCGAGCUUUCCAGCACCGCCACCAACUAUACCACGACCAAGUCCACGGCCACCACAGCCAUCACCACCUCCCCAACCACAAGUAACACCGCCCAUUCAAGGACCAGUGCCUCCACCAUCGGGUUUCCCCGAAAGUCCAGGCUAUGGAAGCAAGCGCCCUACAAGGCCCAGGCCACCCGCGUCAGGAGGACGGCCACUACCAGCUGGACCACUUCCUCCUGUUCCACCACCACUUCCGAAUGUCCCUGAACCAGCAAGGCCAGAAAUACCACAGCCUGUACCACAACCCUUUCCUGAAGCACCAGGUUAUGGACAAGGUAGACCAAGGCCACCACCCACGCCACAACCCCGCCCUCAGGCUCCUGGGCUAGCUCCACCUUUAAGUCCACAAGGACCGACCCAGGUCCGGCCACAAGUACCACCAAGGAGGCCAUCAGGAACGGCCCUUUUCGGCGAGCCUGGAGAGCCAUCCCCCAGGCCACCUAGACCAAGACCUGGACCAGGUGCUGGUCCACAACCCCCGUCACCAGAACCAUUCCCAGAAGAACCUGGUUAUGGUUCAAAACGACCAAGGCCUGGAGCUACACCGUCUGGUCCAGGCACACGACCAGGAGGAGGUGUUCUUUUUCCUGACACUCAGACUACCGCGAGGCCUUCGAUCCCCGGAGGCACGCCUAAGGACACUGGAGAGGGAAAGCCACCUAUACGCUUCCCUUCUCAUAAAGCGUUUCACGAAUUCCAUAAUGCUCCCAUCAGAAUUCGAAAUAACGUAGGUUGAGGUGGAUAGAAUGUUCUGGGCUCCAUUUCGGCACAGGUCCUAGCUGUACUAUGUGGGCAUACUGUCUCCAUAAUAUCUGGAGAACGGAUUUACCACCGAAGAAACCUAGCGCUAGCUUUGGUUGCUGCACGCAGCUCUGCAUUACAAAGGAAGAACAUGAUGGAAAAGCACAUCAAUUACUUAUGAAAAGAACGCAGUGCUAUCGGCGUGACCAAAUAAAACAUAAGAGCACUGAAAUCAAAUAGCCUGUAUCAUUUUUGCUGCUGGAAGAGUCUGACGUUUACAUGCCAUUGUAUAUUCUUGUUAAUAACUCUGUCAUUGUUUGUGAGUGAGACAUACCUGCGGUUGUAUUUUUCUUGUUGCUAUAUUUAAGUUUCUUCAAUAAAGACAUACAACAGCAGGCA
Messenger RNA from Rhipicephalus microplus (southern cattle tick), 6664 nucleotides. RefSeq lists its product as uncharacterized. The record is from RefSeq and is a predicted model, not a curated record. NCBI's taxonomy places the organism in Eukaryota, Metazoa, Arthropoda, Arachnida, Ixodida, Ixodidae.